Molecule: messenger RNA, 1387 nt
Organism: Alternaria rosae
Lineage: Eukaryota; Fungi; Ascomycota; Dothideomycetes; Pleosporales; Pleosporaceae
Exons: 2
Coding region: 232-1176 (314 amino acids)
Source: RefSeq, a predicted model, not a curated record
GCCGUCCGUUUGCAGAGAGAUGGCGCUAUUUCGCCGCUUGAGUAGUUACUCUCACUCCGCUUCCGCUCCUAAGAGCAAAGUAGUAGUCGGACAAACUGCGGCGCAACUCGAACAUUUGAGGUCUCGGAACUUUUCAUAUUAAAGUUGCAUCGAAAGUCGCAACAAUGCAGAUUCCAACAAGCUAUCUUCUCUCGUCUCAUCUAUCGUUCAAUACACGCAAUCGUUCCAGCUAUGUCGCCGUCCUUCCUCAUUGUUGGUGCAACAGGAAACACGGGUCGUGGGGUCGUGGAACUCUUAUCAGACACCAUUCGAGCCAGCUCAACUUUCUCUGAACAUCGCAUCAUCGCUCAGACACGCUCAGCCAACAGCUCUAAUGCUAAGGAGUUCGCGAAGCUAUCCAACGUCGAAGUUGUAGAGCUCAACUGGCCUACAAUUACAUCUCAAUGGCUCCGCGAACAUGGAGUGGAAAGGGUGUUCAUCGCCUCGCAUAACCAACCCAACCAAUUCGCUGAGGAGUCAGGUUUCUUCUAUGCAGCUCUUAAAGCUGGAGUGCAGUAUGUUGUGCGAAUCUCUACAACAGCUUCAAACGUACGUCCGGAUUGUCCAGCAUAUUAUCCACGUCAACACUGGGCUAUCGAAAAGAUGCUCGAGUCUUCGGCUUACGACAAAUUGCACUGGACCUCUCUCCAACCUAACGUCUUUCUCGGGAUGUGGUUGUCGUCCGCUGCCGAGAUGAUAAAAAAGGUGCAAAACGGGGAAGGAAAACAGGACACACUCCGACUUAUGAGUAACAAAGACAAACCUGUCGGAGCCAUUGAACCCAUGGACGUCAGCGUGGUUGCAGCGAAGCUAAUACUUGAGAACGACACAGCAAGGCACAACAAAGCAAAAUACGUUCUGAAUGGCCCAGAAAGUAUUACCGGCGCUCAAAUCGUGGCGAUGGUAGAGGAACGUAUCGGAUCGAAGGUUGAACACGUUGCUUUCAGGGACAACUCAAUGCUGGAUGAGUUCGCAGCGGCAUCCCCGGAAUUGAAACAUCUGAGCGACAUGAUGAAGGAAGCAGCAGAUGAGACAUUCGACUCUCCUCUUCCGACUGUACCAACGAGUCAGGAGAUUCUUGACUUUGCACCACCAAAAAUUACUCCAGCCAGUGUUCUGGAGCAGCUACUAAGGUAGAUCGAGGUAGCCACAAAGUGAAAACAACAUAUAACAAUAAGAAUCGACAUAGAGAAACGAGCAUUCUCGCGGGCUUUAUUGCCAUUUCAGACACUGCGACAGGCUGUACCAAUCCCUGCCACUACAUUUUUAACGUAACUCCUCGUCCAAUCAUACAUGUUUUCCUUGAUCGCAGGGGUUGUGAUGCACAUGCAUAGGGACCAGUAAGGAG